This is a messenger RNA of Blepharisma stoltei, 3951 nucleotides long. Lineage: Eukaryota; Ciliophora; Heterotrichea; Heterotrichida; Blepharismidae. The record is from the annotation of a GenBank genome assembly.
AUGGGAACUGGAUGCACAAGUAUGAACUAUAAGCGCAUGGUUGACAUUUCAAGCAAAAACCCUCAGUCCACCAACGUAGCCAGCUCUAUAAUCACAAGGAAAAAAUCAAACCCGAACUCUCAAGAAGAAUUUCGAAAAUCCCGAACAUUAUCUCUCACAAAGAAACGUAGCCUUGCAAAAGAAAAGGACAUGUCCAAUUAUGUUGAAGCUUCUGCAGCUGAAAUUGAGCCAUAUGCUACCAAAACUUCAGAAGAUAAAGACAUGAUUUUGACUGCAUUGAAUAGUCACUUUAUUUUUACAAGCUUAACUGAAGAAGACAAAGAACAGGUUGCAGAAUCAAUGCAGCUUUAUUUAUUUGAAGCUGGAGCCAUUGUGUUUGAACAAGAUAUGACAGCGAAAUCAUAUUAUGUGCUCAGAACGGGGUUGUUGGAGGUAUAUGUGAAUGGAAAAUCGGUCAAUAAAAUUAAGCCUGGGGAAGGGUUUGGAGAAUUGGCACUAUUGCAUGAUAACCCGAGAAGUGCAACGGUAAAAUGGGGUAAUAAAAAAAAAAUUAAUUAAAAAAUAGUUUUAUCUAAAAAUAAGGUAAAAAAUUUCCCAAAAAAAAUGUGCAGCUCCUUCAGGUCUUUGAGGAGUCGAGCGUCAGACCUUCCGAAAAGUCAUCGAAGAAAUGAACACCCAAAUCUACGAACAAAACCGAGAAUUUAUAGAAAAAGUCACCUUGCUGCAGCCUCUAAACCCUCGUCAAAAAGACUCACUUGCUGCCUCUCUUGUUAUUUAUAAAUACUACAGCGGUCAAAAAAUCAUAACAGAAGGAGAAACAGGCCAGCAAUUAUUUAUCAUAAAAGAAGGGACUGUAAGUGUCCAAAGAGGAACCCAAGAAAUAGCAAGACUCCACACAGGUGGGUAUUUUGGAGAAAUGGCUCUGCUUAAUAAUGCUCCUAGGUCAGCUACUUGUGUAGCUGUUGAUGGGCCUGUUAAAUGUUUAGUCCUAAGCAGAGAAACACUACAAAAAAACUUGUCAAAUCAGCUGCAAGAUAUCAUUGAGAAAAACACAAUUAUGGAAGCAAUAAAUAAAUCAGAAACUUUAUCAUUGUUAAAUAAGCACCAAAAAGAAUUGAUUUGUAAAGACAUCGAUCAUAGGAAUUAUAAAGGAGGAGAUGUAGUGAUACCACAAAACACGCUAUGCAAGCUAAAAUUAUAUAUAAUUAUAUCAGGAAGACUGCAAUAUGCAAGGACUUCUCACACCUUUGCUGACAAAGGAACCUGUGUUGGUGACCAAUACAUAACCAAAGCCAACCCAGAAGAUGUAAAAUACGAAGACGACAUGAUCUCCGCAAGUGAUAUGAAGGUCGGAGAACUGACCAAAUACAAAUUUGAGGUCAGCAUCGGCGGAAAAUAUGAAGACGUCGUCAAAGAAAACGCUGCCACCAAUAUUUUACGCAAGGUUUUUCUGUUUAAAACCCUUGACAGCUCACAAAUGAAAGAACUUUUUAGCAUCAUAAACACUGAAAAAUUUUCUGAUGGAGAAAUAAUUUUGAGGGAAAAAAGCCAAAGUCAGCAUGUUUUUAUUGUAAAAAGAGGAAAAGUGGAUAUUUGUAAAGGAGAUACUGUGAUAAGGACUGUGACUAAGCAUGAUUAUUUUGGGGAACGAGGGAUUUUGUUUGAAAGCGCUGCAAGUGCGACUUGUAGGGCUAAUGGAAGUGUGACGCUAUGGGUUAUAAACAAUAAUGAUUUUAUCAAUAUUCUUAACGAAAAUAUGAGAAAGCAGCUGCUUCAUAGAAUAAACAUGUGAGACGAGAGGUCUGAGCUAGAGGAUCUGGCUAUUGUAAGACCUAUCGGUAAAGGGAUGUUUUCUAGCAUUCCCUUCUUUUUAAGAAUGAGGUUAUUUUUUUGAGUUUUUUCCAAAAAUCCUAAUUGGAAUUAUUAAAAAAAAUCAAUUUAGAAUUCAAGCUAUCUAAAUUUCAAAAUUAUUAUAAGAUUUAAUUAUGAAGAUUACUACAAUAUUAUACAAAGCAUUUAUAUUAAUUAAUUUUCUAGUCUUUUUUUUAUAACUCCCCCCCCCUCCGUGAGUGAACAAAACCAUUAGAAAAAUCGCUAUUUUUUGCCCAAAAACCCACCCUCCGUGAGUGAACAAUUUUUUUAAUACAAAAAUUUUGAUAUAUAAAUGAUAAUUAGUAUAAUGAAAUCUAGAGCUAAUUCUGUGUAAUUUUAAACAAAUUGCUUUUUAAAACAUAAAUUUUAUAAAUAAAUUAAUAUUUGCUUUUCAAUUUUUGCGAAUUAGGAUUUUUUGAAAUUUCGAAAGACAAUAUGUUUUAUAAAAUUUUUAUAUAUAAAUUUUUUUAAAAACAAAAAUUAACCCCCCUCCGUGAGCGAACAAAAUUUUUUUGUUCACUCACGGAGGGGGGGGGGAGUAAAGAAUUAAUUAAACUUAAAGGAGGAUUAAGGUAUAUUUGGUCCACCCUAGAGACUCAAAAACUUUAUACGCUCUAAAAGUGGUAGAAAGAAAGAUAAUUGAGAAAUUUGCAAUACAAGAGCAGCUAUUGGUACUAAUUAUAUAGCUUGAAAAACACAUUAUAAGUUUAAUUGACCACCCUUUUGUUGUAAAACUUAUCAGGACUUACAAAGACUACAAAAGGAUUUAUUUUCUGCUGGAAUAUGUGAAGGGAAUGCAAUUAAACGACAUUUUAAUGAGAAUUGGCCUUUUGAGCAACAGCGAUACACAGUUUUACAUUGGGUCUUUGAUCUUAAUAAUCCAGUACCUCCAUGAGCGAGAUAUCAUAUAUAGAGACCUUAAACCUGAAAAUAUUAUGAUAGGCGACAAUGGAUUUAUAAAAUUAAUUGAUUUUGGCACUGCAAAAAUAGUCCCAUCCCGUACCUAUAGCCCGUUCCCGGCUAUAGAUCGGGCUAUGCCCGAUUUUAGCCGAAAACUCGGGGGUUGUCUUCAUCACUUUCAACUCCCCGAGUUGGCAAAUAGCCGCUAUUAAGUGAUUUGCCAACUCGGGGAGUUGACUCGUCACCUGAAAGUGACGAAGACAACCCCCCGAGUUUCCCGGCAAAGAUCGGGCAUAGCCCGAUCUCUAGCCGGGAACGGGCUAUACACCCUUGUAGGAACACCUCAAUAUAUGGCACCAGAGGUAAUAGUUGGGAAAGGCUAUAAUAAAAAUGCUGAUCUCUGAAGCUUAGGUGUCUGUAUGUAUGAGUGCUUAUGUGGGAGGAUUCCUUUUGGAAACGAAGAGCCUGACUGCUAUAAAGUAUAUGAAGAAAUAUUAGAAAAAGAGCUGGAAUGGCCUGACGAUAUAGAUCCAAUUAAUGAGGCUGCUAAAGCACUGAUAGAACAACUUCUAAGCCGAUAUGCAGAAUCAAGGGCUGGCGGCUCUAUUGAUAACUUAAAAAAGCACGAAUGGUUCACAGGCUAUGACUGACUCUCCACUAAAUUGUAAACAAAAAUUCUUUCAAUUUAAAUUUUUAAUAUAAUAUUUCAUAAUAUAAAUUGAAUGGAAUAUUUUAAAAAAUUAAUUCAUUAUUAUAAAAAGAUUUAGCACAAAAAAUUAAACUAUUUUAUGUACUUAUUGUUUAAAUAACACUCUAGUUUGCACAUCCUCAAUUAAAUUAUGUCAAAACAGUUUUAUAUAAAAUUAGUAUUAUCACUAAAGUUUUCAAUCAAAAAUUAAUUUUUUUAAUAUUUAAUUUCGAAAUGGAAUCAAUUUUAUAUUCCAAUUUAAAGGGGAGGAGUGAGACAACCUUAUUAACGAAGCCAUUAUUCCACCGUAUACUCCAGACUUAGGAGAUAGCUCUGAAGAUAUAGAAAAUAACGGAGGUCACGUUUACAUGUGGGACGCUCCAUUAGAUAAUGAAAGUCAAGGUACUGAAGAAUCGCUUCCUGACGUUUCUGACGCCGAUUUAGAAGCGUAUAAAAAGAGCAUCCCUCAAAAUUGGGAUGAAAAUUUUUAG